Messenger RNA from Chroicocephalus ridibundus (black-headed gull), 7368 nucleotides. It is a transcript of the gene BCL2L13, whose product is annotated as BCL2 like 13. The coding region runs from base 256 to 1671 and encodes 471 amino acids. NCBI's taxonomy places the organism in Eukaryota, Metazoa, Chordata, Aves, Charadriiformes, Laridae. Gene Ontology annotation, cellular component: mitochondrion; membrane. The transcript is spliced from 7 exons. Gene Ontology annotation, biological process: apoptotic process; regulation of apoptotic process. The record is from RefSeq and is a predicted model, not a curated record.
CCUCCUCCCCCUCCCCCGCCCCUCCAUCAUGGCGGCGGCGGCGGCAAAUUAGGGCAGAGCUCCCACCGCCCCCGGCGGACCCGCCCGGCGCAGCGCCGCUCCUCCACCGGACCGGACCGCACCGCCCCCCCCCCACCGGCCGCCGCCGCCUCCUCCUCCUCCUCCUCCUCCUCCUCGCCCCCGCAGUCUUCCUCGGUUACCCGGAGGAAACCCUACGUGCCCCAUAAGAGCACUGCCGCAUUGCAAGCCAACCCGAUGGCGUCCUCUACUGCUGUGCCUGUAGGAUUUCACUAUGAAACAAAAUACGUAGUUCUCAGCUACCUGGGACUUUUAGCACAAGAGAAGCCACAGGAGCAUCCUCCUCCUUCAACUCAAGGGACUCAACAACAGCUUAUGGCACAACCUGCUUCAGAGAAAGAGGCUUUGGAGAAGAUUAAAAUAGAAAUUGAGGAGGAGCUAAAACGUCUUGAUGAAGAAAUCUUGGAAGCAUUUACCACUACAGGAUUUGACUGCCACACUUCCCCAGUGUUCAGUCCUGCCAAUCCAGAGAGCUCGAUAGAAGACUGCCUGGCACAUUUGGGGGAGAAAGUGUCCCAGGAAUUGAAAGAACAUCUGCACAUAGCACUGCAGACCUUGCUUAGCAAGCCGGUGACAUAUCAGGAAUAUCGAGAGCGCACACAAGAGGCAGCUGCUCACGCCAGUGGAUGGAACAAGGUCUUGGUACCCCUGGUUCUGCUACAACAGUUUCUGAUGGAGUUAACCAGACGGGGCCAGGAACCACUGAGCGCACUUGUGAACUUCGGGGUGACGUAUCUAGAAGACUAUUCUGCAGAUUAUAUCAUUCAACAAGGAGGAUGGGGGACGGUCUUCACUUUGGAAUCCGAAGAGGAAGAGUACCCCGGGCUCAUCGCAGAGGACAGUAAUGACAUCUACAUCCUGACCAGCGACAACUCGGGACAGGUGAGCCCCCCGGAGUCCCCCACAGUGACCACGUCGUGGCAGUCGGAGAGCCUGCCCGUCUCCCUGUCAGCGAGUCAGAGCUGGCACACGGAGAGCCUGCCGGUCUCCCUGGGACCCGAGUCCUGGCAGCAAGUGGCCAUGGAUCCUGAAGAAGUCAAAAGCCUGGACAGCAACGGAGGGGGUGAAGAAAGGAGUGAGAACAACUCUUCCAACUCGGAUAUUGUUCACGUGGAGAAGGAAGAGAUACCGGAGGGGAUUGAGGAAGCCGUGGUGUCAGCCGUCGCUGCAGAGACCGUGCAGGCAGCGUUUCCAGAAACCCCUGCUUCUUUACAGGAAGUAAAACCUCCAGCUGAAAUUGCUGCUGCUGAAAAAGCACAUCCCUCUGCACUUCCACGUACAAAACAGGAGGAAAAGGGAAAAGCGGCUGAAGAGCUUGUUGAACCUGAAAUCCCCGUAUUAAGUAAACCUGUCCCAAAGUUAGCCCCAUCAGAAGAAAAAGCUGCACCAGAACCUGAGAAAAUACUGCUUCCGGGGGAACAAAAAGUGGGGAAAGAGGGCCGUUUGGAAGAAAUAGAAGAGAAAUCCUCCGCUGCAGAGGAGAAGCCUAUCUUAUUGCCGGAAGGGAAAUCUAUAUUGCUGUACGGUGGGGCUGCUGCGGUAGCUAUAUUAGCUGUAGCGGUCGGAGUAGCGCUGGCGCUUAGAAAAAAAUAACGGAGCUCUCUUGAGGAGGAGGAGGAGGGGGGAGAGAGAAGAGGGCACGAUCCAAUUGUUGUAGUUGUGUUACCUAAAGGUUGAGCUGCCUGCUGUUUAAUUGGACAUCUGAGUAACUUAAUGGUGAUGGGGUGAGGUCCUUCAAUAAGCCUCCAGCUAUGGACAAUCAUGUUUUUAAGUAGAAUUGGGGCGGGGACUGGUUUUUCGUGAUUAAAGUACAGGGGUAUUUUUAAAAAAAAAAAAAAAAAAAAACAAAAUCUGCAAAUUUAAGAACUUAAGCGCAGGUGCUGAAGAAAGGGGUGCUCGUACUCUAGGAACUGGAACAGAGAAUCCCCAGGGGAAGGGGAGAGCCAGCUGCCACCAACCCCUGGAGUUUUUGGCUUCUCAGACUGACCGCUGUUGCAGCUGUGCUGUCUUGUCACCUCCCGUUGCGCCCCCCCCCAACCCUCCCUAAGAAACAUUUAUUAGCCAACCCGAGUCCUGUAGCGAGAGGCUGGUCUCCCUUUUGUCUUGGCUUCCUCUCAGGUACAGCACUGCUCCUCGUAACCUCGCAGGUUCCUCCUAAGCCCCAGUGGGACAGUGCUUAUUCUUACCUCUUUGCUCACACUGGUUUUGGCCCCUAACAUUUACUGGAGCCCCAUCCUGUAAAGAUGCUGCCUCUCUAUAGCUGUAUUAUCUCUGAGCAUCCUGCUGUUCCUGGGGGGGGGAAGAGGUGCAGGACGGUGCUUUGGGCUGCCCAGGAGGGUGGGGGGGACACUGCUAUUUGCUGGUUUGGAGAAUCCAUUUGCUCUGCUCCUGCCGGGCCCACUUCACUGCCACCCUUGAGUUACCAGAGGUGCAAAAUUCAUGCUGGAGACGGUGCCGUUCUGACCAGUACUUUGAGAGCAGGGUCUGUUCAGCAAAGAGACGGCAAAACUGCGUGGACGUGAGGCCGAUGCCUCCUGCGCAAUUCAAAGGUGAAUGGCCACGCUGUCCGUAUCACGCUGCGGUCUAUCGUUUUUCCCAGGUUAAGCACAGAGUAUGUUUAGUCCUAACUUGGUCUUGGCUGUGACAGAAUCCCAGAUACAUAAAGCAAUGGAUUCUAGCAACUGAGCAAAACAGCAUUAAACAUCUCCUCUAUCUGCCUGUUCCCGACCUGACCCCGGGGUGUUGUUCAGUGCGAUUCCUUUUGCGACCCUGAAUCUGUGAUAAGCUAAACUUACAGGUCACAGGUGGUGAGAAAAUUACUUUGGCAAAAAGUAAAUCCCUCUUCCUGCAGUCACAGCACCACAUAAUGCGCGGGAAGAGAAGCCUUUGCAGUAUUGCCAUACGCGUUAGUAAACGUCGGAUCCAACCACGAGUGUUCCUCUCCCAGUGCGCGUUUCUCUGUCUGUCCUUGUCCCUACGGCAGCUCUCUGGGCAAGACCUUCGGCUUUCCAGGCAAAACUACUGAGGCAUCUCAGGGGGUUCGUGCUGGCGCUGUGGCUUAGGCCAGGUGGAGGUAGGUGAAAGGGAACUCGGGAUAAUGGAAAAACCGCAAUCGUGAGCUUACAGGAAGCUUACUCUUCAUGAAGCACAAAGACAAGGUACUUUAUUUCUAAAUAACCUUAUCUAGAGUAUGUCUCCUAACGAGCCCGUUUCCUAAGUGAUCUGAGAAUGAAGAGAUUCUAGCACAUUCUCUAUUUUAGGAUAUUCUUGCUACGUAUCCCAGGAUGCUGGGAAGUCAGUAAGACCGUGGCAGAUUCUGAGGAAUUUUUUUUUGUUUAAGCUUUUUUUGAGAGUGAAUUUUCUAGAAAACUUCUCAGAUUUUGACCUGUGUGUGUGAAGCUGAAUAUUGAGAGGAGGGAUUGUCACCUGUGUACUGCUGCGGACCGAAUGCGGGAGCUCUGGAGUUCUGGACUUUACUGCUGAUCAUUGAUUUCUCUUUUGCCAUGUACAAAAGGCAGCAGGUUGGCCUUAACAGAAAAAGAAACCCUUUACCGUGUUGCAAAAUAGAAUUGACUUUUUUGGCCAUUUCCUGGUGCCCCGCUGGUACUGUCACUGCUGUGCUGUGUGCCCAGAACUGGUCGCUGGGACCUCCUCACGCCACAGACUCUCCGGUGUCUGCCUUCCCACCACUGCAGUUCCCUCUCCUGGCCCUCCACGGCAGCUUCCCUCGCGUGGAGAGGAGAGGUGGCUUAAUGCUCCUUUUGUCACGGAUGUGCACGACUGUUUACAGUUUUGCUUCAUUUCCCCUGUCGCGACAGUGACAGUCUGUGAGGGUGCCUGGUUGUUCCUGUGUGACCAGGGCUGCUGGUCGGGUGGGCCUCCCCUUCUCCUGCUGCCUUGCUGACGGCUUUGGUUUCCUCUCCGGGCACGUUCUCUGUGGGAGAAGGGCCGUUCUUAACCCGACCUACGUCCUCUCCUGACUGAAGAUGAUGCACCUACCUUUGGGACAUCCCCCAGCUCUAGCCACCCAGUGGGGUUACACAAAAGCACCCACGUGCGCUCUGAAGCAGAGAUGGGUUUUUUUGGACACUGGAUAAUUUGUGUACAGACUGGGGCCGGGGCGCAAGGUCAGGUGUUCUUUGAGUGGUUGUUUCAGUAGUAGCGCGGGAGAUCGGUACAGGACAGACGAGAACAAAUCCACGCCGGCUUGUUGGCACAAGGAGCCCAGCGGGGCAUUAAAUAAAAUGUGUCGUCUUCUACACACAGCAGGGAGAAGAAGGUGGCAGCCGUAGUAAGGAAAACAAAUGACUUUUUGUUUUGUUAAGCAUUUCCAUGGUUGGUGAAAGCCUUGAGUAUCUGGGGUGUUGCUACAUUUAAUGGAGCAUCAGCUGCACCGUGUGUUCUGGUGGUUUGGUCCCUUCUUUAUUUUCUCAUUUUAGGGUCUUACAGGUUUGACCAGGCAGCAAGAAUUUGUACCAUCUUCUCCCCCACCCUGCUGACUGCGCAUUUAGAGAAUUUUAUCGUUCCGCGUCUCCUCUGGGAACGCUCCGUUAGCUAAAAACGUCAGUUACGGACUUGCAUGCUACUGAAUUUGGGAGUCCUGUGGUCAGAGCUGGGACAGGCCUUGCGGAAGUCCCCAAAGGGCGGGUAAGCUCAGAUGACAGCAUCCUUACAGGCUUGUAAGGAUGUGCUUGCUCUAUUAAAGGUGUGAAUUGGAAAAUGGAAGGGUUUGGUUCCCCACCCCCAUCUUCAAGUAAAUUAAAGUAAUCCUAAACUGCAGGGUCUAAUUACCCUGAACUGUGUGAUGCGACCUCUUUUUAGUGGAUCUCUUGCAGCUGGCAGAGGAAAGGCAGUAGCUAUAUACUUACAAAAGGGCAUAUAGAAUUACUCUCACUUGUGUUGCUUAUCCCCUUCCCAGAAGUGCCUCAAUAUCUGUCCUCGAGUGGCCUGUACCUUAAUAAAAUAUCUACCUUAGACCCAAUCUUUCUUCACUUUAUCCUCAUCUGCAGCACACCCUAAAGCUGAGAUGCUAAAACAGCAGAGGACUGGAUCUACAAAAAAAGUAUUAAAUACUUACAGAACUGCAGUGAGCAGCAUGUUAAAUAAGGAGCUGGCAAGGAAAAGGCUUUCAAGAUCAGGUGCAACUUAAAUUUCAGUCGUGCCUAACUCUAAGCUACGCCGACUUGGGCAUUGCAGCUGGGAAAGAUCUUUCUUCAGGCAGCAUUCCUGGAACAAGAGGCCGGGAGCAAAGACUGAAACCCAGAAUCCCGCUGUUGCAUAAAAGCCCAGAAAAACACAGCUAGAGAGCCGUGGCCCUGCUUGUUUGUAGCUGCGUGCUGUGCAAGAGCCUGGUGGACUCCUGGCUCCAGAGUUCCUUAAAUUUCAGCAGCUCCAGGCCUGGGUGGCUGUAGUUGGCACAGCAGUGCUGAGCUGCUCAUCUGGGGCAAAAAUCUAAAUAUUACUGGGCAUGCAGAGAAGCUGCUUGAAAAACAGAAGCUUUCGGUUCUCGUCAGGCUAGGUGGAUGCUGAGCAGGGGGUUCUCAGGAUGAUAAUUUGGUUGCUGAAAAUAGCGUAGCUCUAAAAUACUGAGUCUGGCCAAUUGAAACAAGCUAGAGGCUAGAAAGCAACACUCCUGCAGCCUUCUCUCCAUUCAGCUGUGACUCAUUAAGCAGCUGCCUGCUCCAGGUACGCACCAGUCUGACCAGAAGCAUUGUGCCAGACAAGGCAGUGGGAACACACUGGCUGUCUAGUACCGCGCCUGGGUUUAGGCACCAGUUUAACUUCUGGCUGGAGGUGAAGUGCCUGUUGGUGUGGUGUUUGCUGUUGGUCGUUUCUUGCCUAUCACUACUGCUAGAAUCCAUCCUUGCUGUUUGUGAGGGCUUGACUUCUUUCAUCGUGGCUGGGGGCUGUGCUCAGGCCUCUGCAGCUCAAGUGCCGCUUGGAAGCUGUAGUGCUGAGUGCUCUCGUGUAGGGCAAGUUCUGAUGCCAGAAUCCCGUUUCCUUCCUUUUCACGUAGCUCUGAUCACAGCUAGGUUAACACUUUGCACUGUAUUUUUAAACUAAUCGAUGCUUUCUAAUGGUCACAAAUGAGACAUUUUCUUAGUACUAAACAAGCGAGGGUCUGGAGUUUGGUCUUUUUUCAUUUUAGUGAUUGUAGGAGACAAAGUAAUCUGAGGUCAUAAACCUUCCUUGCAUUUAAUUUCAGCUACAGUACUAGCAAAGCCCUAGUAAGGUAGAUCUUGCUCUUCUGGCAAAAAAAUAAAAUAUUAUAAAAAAAAUUAGAAGUGCUUCUGGUAGCAUAGUCUCUCAUGCGCUGAACCAGAGCAAGCUCAUGCUACAGAAUUUGAGACUCUAAGUACUAGAUUCUUUUGCUGUGAAAUAGUGGUGGGGGAGGGCGGUGGAAGGUUGACCGCAGCCCCAGCUGUAGAGCCCAGGUCUUCAGCAGAAUGUCUCACUGCAGCCAUGAAACAUUCUGAAGGUCAGCUCAUGCAUAUGUGUCUAUUCCAACAGGAGCAGAUACAUACAACAGGAGUAGCAUCUACUCCAGGAGGUUACACAACAGGAGAAAGUGUUUCCCAGUGACCCAUGGACCUGCACCUAUUGAAGGCAGAAGCUAGGCAUGACUUGAAUUUGGCUUGGUCUACUUAGCUUCAGCACUAGGAAGGUCACAAGAAGAGUAUUGCUUUGACUCCAUGUAUGUAUCUGUGCUUCAAAGUGCAAGCCCUGUAUUGCCAUUAAAAAAAAAUAAUAAUGGGGGGGUUUGUAAGAUUUAAACAACCACUACUUGACUCUGGUAGAGACAGCGGCUCAGGCCCAGACGGAGCAGGGACUGCAGGGCUAGCUCUAGGCAGCGGUACUCAGUUUGUGAACUCUCCUGACUAGCGUGCUGGGCUGGGGAAGGAGAACUGCAGCAGCUUGGCAGGGGUCAGCUGCAGUGUUAGCAAUACAGCCAGAUCCACCUCCUGAAGGUAAAUAACUUUAUCACAUUUUUUUUUUUUCCUCCUUUCCUACUUAGAGCUGACCCUCUCUCGGUCUCUUUGGUAGGCUGACUUGCUUCCUCCGAGCUAGAGGUCUAUGGUUAUGCUGUAGAAGUGGGGGAGCUACAGUUAGCUUCCAGUGGAAGCUGCUUUUGAUCUCCCUGCAGUAUCUGCAGGGGAAGGAAGGAACACUGUUGUGGACAGAACAAGCUGCAGAGGAUGCAUCUUACUGCUAUACCUUUAGGGGGCCUCUCCCCAUUUUUAACUUGCAUUAUAAGCUUUUAUUGGAGUGUAAAGCUAAAACCCACUCAGA